GCUUGAUUAGAAGCAUAGAAGCUCAUAAAAAGAAUAUCCCAAAACGAGAGCAAAGUAGAGAUAAAAAAGAAAACAAUGGAAGUAGCACAGGUUCUGCACAUGAACGGGGGUGUUGGAGACGCAAGCUAUGCAAACAACUCUCUUGUUCAGCAAAAGGCGAUUUCUUUGGCAAAGCCGAUACGAGAGGAAGCCAUAACUAGCCUGUAUUGCAGUAGACUCCCGAGAAGUUUGGCAAUUGCAGAUUUGGGUUGCUCUUCUGGACCAAACACUUUGUUUGUUGUGUCUGAAGUCAUCAAGACCGUGGAGCAGCUUUGUCGUAAGCUGAACCAUAAAUCUCCAGAGUACAGGGUGUUUCUGAAUGAUCUACCCGGAAAUGACUUCAACAACAUCUUUAUGUCCAUUCACAGCUUUAAAGAGAAAUUGCAAACAGAAGUGGAAGGUGGGAUUGGUCCAUGCUACUUCUCUGGGGUUCCAGGAUCUUUCUAUGCCCGGGCUUUCCCAAAUCAAAGUUUGCAUUUUGUUCAUUCCUCUUACAGCCUUCAAUGGCUAUCUAAGGUUCCUGAGGGUGUAGACAACAACAAGGGCAACAUUUACCUAAGCAGAACAAGCCCAUCAAAUGUUGUAAGAGCUUACUAUGAACAAUUUCAAAGAGAUUUCAGUUUUUUUCUCAAGUGUCGAGCAGAGGAACUAGUUGAAGGAGGCCGUAUGGUUCUGACAAUUUUGGGGAGAAGAAACGAGGAUCCAUGUAGCAAGGAUGGUUGCUACAUUUGGGAGCUUAUGGCUACUGCUCUUAAUGAUAUGGUUUCGGAGGGAAUCAUAAAGGAAGAGCAAGUGGAUAGUUUUAACAUCCCGCAAUACACUCCAUCACCUUCUGAAGUGAAAUUGGAAGUUCUUAAAGAAGGAUCAUUUGCCAUGAAUCGUGUGGAAGUUUCUGCAGUGAACUGGAAUGGUUUUGAUGAUUGGAAUGCUCUUGAUUUUGAGUCUGAAAGGUUUGAAUCGAUCGGUGAUGGUGGAUACAACGUGGCACAGUGCAUGAGGGCUGUGGCAGAACCUAUGCUGGUAAGUCACUUUGGUGAAGACAUCAUUGAAGAGGUUUUCAGCCGCUACCAGCAAAUCUUGGCUGAUCGAAUGUCCAAGGAAAAAACUCAGUUCUUCAAUGUCACUGUCUUAUUGACUAGAAAAGAAUAAGCAAGACUUUGCAUUGCAUCUAUAUGUCUACGCUUUGCUCCUUUCUUUUCUGGCAAUUAUGAGUACCAAAAAUGUUAAGUUGGAAGAUAAUAAAGUUAGAAUUGUGUGGUGUUUGUUAGCAACUUUUUUUUUUUUAAUAUUUGUAGUUCAUUAUGUAAUAAAAAUUAUUCUUGUAAGAUUAUGUUAUGAUUAAUGGUCAAUUAUGCUUCACUGCUGUUAUUCACUCGCCAAA
This is a messenger RNA of Vigna unguiculata (cowpea), 1420 nucleotides long. RefSeq names its product S-adenosyl-methionine 4-1-methyl-2-pyrrolidinyl-3-oxobutanic acid methyltransferase-like. The record is from RefSeq and is a predicted model, not a curated record. NCBI's taxonomy places the organism in Eukaryota, Viridiplantae, Streptophyta, Magnoliopsida, Fabales, Fabaceae. Gene Ontology annotation, molecular function: methyltransferase activity.